Molecule: messenger RNA, 2424 nt
Organism: Styela clava
Lineage: Eukaryota; Metazoa; Chordata; Ascidiacea; Stolidobranchia; Styelidae
Source: RefSeq, a predicted model, not a curated record
CCCGUGUACGAUUGUCGCAAUUCGACGGCAUUUUAUAUUUGAGUGAUUGUAAUGUGCUCAAAAUUGCUUCGUUUUUGGCUAUACUGCCAUUCAAAAUGCCAAUGUCUUGUACUGGAAUUAGACAAACAUAGCAAUAUUUGUUUUUAAAUGUAAAAGUUGUAACCGGCCAUCAAGCAAGUUUGUGCAGUGAGGCGAGACAUCAGCAAAUAUUGCGAAACACACUGCAAAUCAUCGUGCUACUUUUGUAGGCUGCAUCAACCUUCAAUUGCCGUAUUUAAGGAAAAAUAUUAUCAGUGGAACGUUCGCAUGGAGAUACAAAUCGUAGAUUUCAAUGACUGCUUUGAAAAUGGUCAAAAUAAAAUUGAAAACGCGGCGUUGACAGAAGCUGGAAUGAAGUUAUAUGAAACGUUUUCCAGGGAUGGUUUUGCCUAUAUUACUACAAGCGUGAUCACGAGAGAAGAUGUUCUCGAAAUCGACAGUUUAUCGAGGAAGUUUUUUGGCCUGCCCACGGAAGAAAAGACAAUGUUUUUCAACGGUCGAUUGGGAUUAACCUAUCUUCCAAUAGGAACAAGAAAAUAUCAUUCGAAAGAUAUAAAGAAACCAGAUUAUGUAGAAGGUUUUCGUGUUCCCUAUAUCACCUGUGACAACAAAUGGCCAAAUAUACCAGGAUUCAGUGAAAAAAUCAGAAAGUUUGAGGAAAAGUGUAAACUUAUUGGAUUACAAGUUUUCAAGUCCUUGGGCAUGGCUAUGAAAUUGAAGGACAAGGAUAAAUUUUACAAUUCACAUCAUCUCUUGAAUUGCGAAGGAAACCCGUCUUCUUUGAAACUUCUUCAUUACCCUCCUGUAAAUGAUGACGUCAUAUCGGAAGGAGUUCAAACUAGGUUUCCUGAGCAUACUGAUUUUGGAUCUCUGACGUUUUUAUUCGGCGAUGAUUUGAGUGGACUGCAGGUGAAAAAUUCGGACGGUGAAUACAAGAAUAUAUCAAAUGUUCCAGAUUCAAUCCUGAUUAACGUUGGCGACGAGCUGCAAUAUUGGACUGGUGGACGACUCAAAUCAACGAUGCAUCGCGUCAUAGUCCCUGAUGACAAAGAGAAAAGACUGCAAUCCAGGAGAUCAAUCGCUUUUUUCUUUCAAAUAGACAACGAUGUUUUAUUGGAUAAAUUGGAAUUUGAAGACGGCAGCAUAGCCACUACCGAUGGCUGGACAGCAAUGUCGUCAGAGCAGUUCAUUGCAAAGCGCUUUAAAGAAACUUAUUAUUAACUCAAUGAGCUAACAUUCUUAACCAGUGUUACCAAGAUUUAACAAUUUUCUACAAUAUAUCUGAAGUUAUAUAUGGCCGUUAGACCAAAUCAGUCUGUAUUAUUUUGGAAAAAUGUUUGCAUUAUCCACUAAGGUGAAAUUUCUCUGUUCUAGUGUAUAAGUUAACGGUCGGAUCUUAGCGUAAUUAUUGCGUCACGGAUAUAACACAGCAAGGAUACAGGCUAGCAAAAUUAUGUCCAUGCAUAUUAUGAGUUUGUGCUUGUCAACUAAAUUACUUAGGAAAACGUUUUCCAUCUUCUAUUUUCACUGAUUAUACACCCAAUUAUUUUUUAGACGUUACUAUUUCCGUGUCAUCCAAUAUUUAAUCAGUAUUAUGUAUAUAUAGCCUAUAUUAGAAAGAAAGCUUAAAACACUUAUCAGUACUACUUCCUAUACUUAGCACCUUAGAUACCUCGCUCACGUAAAAAUGUCAAUUCUUCAGUUACGUCAAACACAAAUAAAUAUGCUUUGUCUUACACGACCUUUCAUAUUCACUUGGUACAUCGAAUAGGUACAUUAGGUAAUGCAUACGGCCUGCGCAUAGUUAAAAAAUGCAGUGGAAAAUUUCGUACGAAAGUUAAUUGGCGAUAGAGGGCGCUUGAUGUUAUUGUACUUGACGUAUAGUACGGACUUGCAUUUAGACAACGACAUUAUAUGGCUUUGAAAAAACAGUUACUAAUUUUGAUACAGAAUUAGUUCCACAAAUUAACUGUGAAGUAUGUAAUUCGAAUAUUUUUAUAGCGCAAGUGAGUAUUAUUUAUACAUCGCAAGUUCUAUCAGUUAUUUCAAAAAUACAAGUUCGUGUUAUUUACAUGAUUUUACAGUUUAAUUCUUCCUAGGGCUAUAGUUUUAAAGGACUUGGUCUUAGAAAACUUUUUCGUCCUUAUUUCUAUAAGAAACGUCCUUAUUUUGACAUGUGUUCUUAUUUUUGUCCUUAUUUUAGGGGGAGGGAUUUUUAUACCGAGCACUUAGUUUGGUCAAUUCGGACAAUGGAUUUGCUAGAAAUGAUUAAAACCUUAUUGAUUGCUAUUGCUACACGUAUUCGACGUGACGUAAUGACAUCAAAUUAAUUACCACAGUGACAAAACAAGAGCCUACCGGCAUAGAUCUUUUUGUGUAACACGA